Molecule: messenger RNA, 1365 nt
Organism: Eublepharis macularius
Lineage: Eukaryota; Metazoa; Chordata; Lepidosauria; Squamata; Eublepharidae
Gene: KDELR3
Product: KDEL endoplasmic reticulum protein retention receptor 3
Exons: 5
Coding region: 439-1083 (214 amino acids)
Biological process (GO): protein retention in ER lumen; endoplasmic reticulum to Golgi vesicle-mediated transport
Cellular component (GO): endoplasmic reticulum; membrane; cis-Golgi network
Molecular function (GO): ER lumen protein retrieval receptor activity
Source: RefSeq, a predicted model, not a curated record
ACUCUGCAGUAAGUUUAGACUGUGAUGUGCUUCCACUAUUCUGUCAGGAGAACAAAUCAACUUAAAGGAGGCAGGAAACUUCCCACAGAAGAAGCGCACAAGUCAGAAGAACAAAUGAACUUUCUUUAGCCUAAGCAGAGACUAGUUUUAAUACACCAAGGCUUUAAAUACAAGUAGAAGAUUUCCAGUUAGGAGAAGAAAUCUGAACGCAGUGCUACCAGGAGAAGAAAAGGCUAUUUCUUUUCUACAAAAUAACCAAGUAAAUUUAAUGGAAAGGCAUCAUUUAGCUGUUGAGGAAGGAGGAAGGGAAUCGUCCUUGUCUGAGAUCUGAGUGGGGACGGAGCCAGAAAGUUAAGAGAAGCUCAAACAGAUCUCUUCUUCCUCAAAAUUACUUAUGCAGUUUUCCUUCUAACCCCUUUGAGGUGUUCUUGAGUCACAAUGAAUGUAUUUCGGAUCCUGGGGGAUGUGUCUCAUCUAUUAGCUAUGAUCAUGUUGCUGGUGAAGAUAUGGAGAUCAAAGUCUUGUUCUGGUAUCUCAGGAAAAAGCCAAGUACUUUUUGCAGUUGUUUUUACAAGCCGCUAUCUUGAUUUAUUCACAAAUUUCAUCUCCAUCUACAAUACUGUCAUGAAGCUUGUUUUCUUAAUUUGUGCCUACAUUACUGUGUACCUUAUCUACGGGAAAUUCUGUAAAACCUUUGACAAAGAGAAUGACUCUUUCCGCCUUGAAUUCCUUUUGAUCCCUGUCACAGGCCUGUCAUUUCUGGAAAACCACAAUUUCACUCCUUUAGAGGUCCUCUGGACUUUCUCAAUUUACCUGGAAUCGGUGGCUAUACUUCCGCAGCUUUUCAUGAUUAGCAAAACAGGGGAGGCAGAGACUAUCACUACACACUAUCUUUUCUUCUUAGGCCUCUACCGUGCCCUCUAUUUAGCCAACUGGAUCUGGCGCUACCAAACAGAAAACUACUAUGAUCAAAUUGCUGUAGUUUCUGGAGUUGUACAGACUAUCUUUUAUUGUGACUUUUUUUACCUCUACGUUACUAAAGUAUUGAAAGGAAAGAAGUUGAGCCUCCCAAUGCCCAUCUGAAGAGGUACAUAAGCAAAGCAUGUUCCUGAAGACCCUUCAAGAUUGCAGGAUUUUUUUUUCCUGCCAUGUGGUUCAGCUAUCCUUCUGAGAACUUGCCUGUUCCUCUACACUGUGAUUAGCAAAUUUCAGACUGUACCUAAAGACUGAGGUCUGGAUGGCUAGCGAUUCUUCAGUGUUGAGCAAUACUUAAGCAUUUGCAUUUUUUUAUAUUAAAGCAAUCUUUUAUAUGGAGCAUUCCUUUGGUAAUUAAACUGCUUCUAACAAAUAAAGUAGUACACUUCA